This is a messenger RNA of Scomber japonicus (chub mackerel), 1018 nucleotides long. It is a transcript of the gene rsph3, whose product is annotated as radial spoke head 3. The record is from RefSeq and is a predicted model, not a curated record. Gene Ontology annotation, cellular component: cilium. Lineage: Eukaryota; Metazoa; Chordata; Actinopteri; Scombriformes; Scombridae. Bases 26 to 1018 code for a protein of 330 amino acids. The transcript has 8 exons.
GCUUCCUGUAGUUUGUAGCUAAGUUAUGGCUUUUGUUUCGCACAACCAGAGAGAUCCAAACGGAGCUUACACCUUUUCAAGUCGGCCCAGGCCGGUGGAGAACCGCUCCAAAUACAGAGAGCCUCCAACAGAACAGGCACAGGGUCAUUAUGGAAACAUUAUGUAUGAUCGACGUGUUGUCAGAGGAAACACGUACGCUCAACACAUCAUACCAACUACGGCCCAACCAGACCCAGCUGAAAUACACAGACAGCAAGAGAUCAGGAGGAGAGCCAUGGCUCGUAAACGGGCCAUGGAGCAGUUCAAACCCAGGACUCCCGAGGCCCUGGAGGGCAGGAAACACAUUGAUGUCCAAACAGACCUUUAUCUGGAAGAACUGAGCGACGUCAUUGUAGCUACAGAUAUUGAGUGCCAGACUGAUGCUUUCCUGGACAGACCAGCAACUCCACUAUUCAUACCUGCUAAGUCUGGCAAAGAUGUCCAAACACAAAUAGAGGAAGGAGAGUUGUUUGACUUUGACAUGGAGGUGCAGCCAGUGUUGGAGGUCCUGGUGGGUAAGACGAUUGAGCAGUCGCUGCUGGAAGUGAUGGAGGAGGAGGAGCUGGCCAGUCUUAGAGCCCAGCAGAGGGCCUUCGAAGAGCUCCGAAAUGCUGAGCUGGCGGAGGUGCAGCGGCUACAGGAGCAAGAAAGGCGCCACAGUGAGGAAAAGGAGCGUAGAACUGCCCAACAGAAGGAGGUACUGAAGAAAGAAAAAGAGACUGCAGAGAAAAUAGCUGCCCGGGCGUACACGCAGAAGUACUUGGCUGAACUUCUUCCAGCAGUCUUUACCUCACUGAGGAGCCACGGCUACUUUUAUGACCCUGUGGAGAAAGAUAUUGAGACUAAUUUCUUCCCUUGGCUGAUGUCUGAGGUUAACAACAGUUUGGAGAAGAGAUUCACAGCAAGAGAGCUGCUGGACACCAUUGUCUACGAUGUCGUGCAGAACAGGCUGGAGCUCUUCAAAGACCAGCAGUCUUAG